AUGACAGCCGACAUUAAGCUAAAUGAAUUGGGAGACCUGCACGAAGUCCACAAGAGGCGGCUUCUGGAAGCAUCUCGGAAGGCCAACCUUCAGGAGGUCGAAGCUCUCCUGGAGAUGGGUAUUUCUGCCAAUAUCCGAGAUGAGCUGGGGAUGUCGCCAUUGAUGCUGUGCUGUAUUGCAGAUACUCGUGAUGAACUACACACUGUCCACCGACAUGGACGCAAGGAGGCGACGGCUGUCGCAUCCGCCUUGCUGGAGAACUCCGCUGACAUGAACGCCCUUGGUCCAGGAGGGUGGCCUCCAAUCUUUUUUGCUGCCUUCUACUGUGACUUUGAUGUCAUGAGAGCUUUGAUACACGCCCAGUGCGACGUGAACAUCCGGGACGAGUCUGGCCGAUCCUUAGCAAGCUGGGCCAGGUACGGUGACCAGGACCGUGAGCACCAAAAGGCCGUUCUGAAGAUGCUGUACCGACAUGGCUUUCCUGCUCCCGUGGAGGCCAAAGUAAAGCUGGGCCAACUGAAGCCGGAUUUCUGGGCUCCCAUUCCAGUCGACCAGAAGCUUUCGGAGUUGCUGGCCAACGGUGCUGAUCUGAUUUGGAAGGACUGUCGGGGUCGCACCUUCGGAAAGAGAAAGCUGCUGACCUACCGUCAUCCCGAAUCUGAUGAUGAGGGAACCUCCUCAAAGCCACUUGCACAUCACGUGUCUCUGAAUCCGUACCAGGGGAAGAUCUAG
This is a messenger RNA of Symbiodinium pilosum, 732 nucleotides long. NCBI's taxonomy places the organism in Eukaryota, Dinophyceae, Suessiales, Symbiodiniaceae. The record is from the annotation of a GenBank genome assembly.